ACCUUCGUCUGUUUCGAUAAUACCAGUUUCUUUGGUCCACCAUAUAUUUUCAGCCGCCAGAUUCCAACAAUUUACCAUUUCUGCCACUCUCUCUCUCCCAUUCCCCGUGAAUCCCCUCGCAAGACGUCUCCGAUGGAGCCGGCGCAACCGUCGCCGGAACCUGAUGUUCCUUCCGGAGAGGACUUUGUUCACAUCGAUGAUCCCAGGCCUGACGCCGAUGUUUCGUUGAGCGACAGCAUAGUGAAUGUGGAGAAGGAGGAGCUGCUACAGGAGGCGGAGGAAGAGAAAGGCGAAGACAGCGACGGAGACUCAUCUUCCUCGUCCUCCUCCUCCGAUUCCGGGAUUAGUGGUGGCGAUGCUCUUGGUGUUGGUGGUGGCGAUGAUAUCGCCGGCGGAGUCGAUGAUGGAGGCGAGCGUCGAUCGCAGGCGGAGAAGGUGGAGUUGCCGGAAGAACUGGCGAGGAGCGUCAUGGUUUUAACAUGUGAGUCCACGGCGGAGGGCGGAUCUUGUGAUGUCUACUUGGUUGGGACUGCUCAUGUAUCGCAGGAUUCCUGCCGAGAAGUUGAAGCGGUAGUCAGACUCUUGAAACCGCAGGUCGUUUUCUUGGAAUUGUGUUCAAGCCGAUUGUCUAUUCUCAAACCACAAACUUUGAAGGUUCCAACCAUGGCAGAAAUGAUAGAUAUGUGGAAGAAGAAACACAACGCUUUUGGAAUAAUGUACAGCUGGUUUCUUGCAAAGAUCGCCAGUACACUUGAGGUUUUUCCUGGUGCGGAGUUCCGUGUGGCAUUUGAAGAGGCUGUGAAAUACGGGGGGAAGGUGGUACUCGGUGAUCGUCCAGUGCAGAUCACAGUAAGAAGAACGUGGGCUAUGAUGCCUCUUUGGCACAAGGCAAAAUUUGUGUAUUCCUUGGUGUUUCAAGCUAUGUUCUUACCGAGUCCUGAGGAACUUAACAAGUUGCUGAAAGUCAUGGAUGAUGUGGAUAUGCUUACUCUUGUAAUUCAAGAAAUGAGCAAGGAAUUUCCGUCUCUCAUGGAUACGCUUGUGCGUGAGCGUGACCAGUACAUGGCCUCGAGUUUGCUGAAAGUUGCUAGUGAGCACAGCUCGGUUGUGGCGGUUGUUGGCAAGGGACAUUUGCAAGGAAUCAAAGAGAACUGGAAACAACCUAUAACGAUGAAGGAUCUGAUGGAGAUACCAAAGCAGAAACCAUUUUUUACAGCAAAGAAGAUUCUGACAUCUCUUGCCGUGGCUGUUGCCGGAACCGCCAUAGUUUCCGGCAUUUACCUUGCAAGCAAAAGGUAGAGAGAGAGGGACUGAAGUUUCCAAUGAGUGGACAAACUUGACAGAGUCGUCAAAGAGAGGCAAAUACACCAAAGGAUGAUAACAAACGCGGUUAGUUUUUUCAGUUCUGUGAACUCUUCUUAGAUGUUGCACCUCCGUUAUUCCAUAUAGCACUGUUUACUACUUUCAUACAACACAAUACAGAAAACGAACGUGACCAGUCAA
Messenger RNA from Tarenaya hassleriana, 1503 nucleotides. Its product is annotated as traB domain-containing protein-like. NCBI's taxonomy places the organism in Eukaryota, Viridiplantae, Streptophyta, Magnoliopsida, Brassicales, Cleomaceae. The record is from RefSeq and is a predicted model, not a curated record. The transcript is spliced from 9 exons. The coding region runs from base 133 to 1299 and encodes 388 amino acids.